This is a messenger RNA of Gaeumannomyces tritici R3-111a-1, 639 nucleotides long. RefSeq lists its product as hypothetical. Bases 65 to 313 code for a protein of 82 amino acids. The transcript has a single exon. Lineage: Eukaryota; Fungi; Ascomycota; Sordariomycetes; Magnaporthales; Magnaporthaceae. The record is from RefSeq and is a predicted model, not a curated record.
AGAAAAAAAAAAAAGAAACAUCUGCACACUUCAUUCACGGUAGCCGCAAACAACACCGGGCAAUAUGCGAUCCCCGGCCCCCCUCGCCGUCCUGGCACUCGCCGCCACGACCACGGCCGCGCCUACGUUUCACGAACACUACGCCGCCGGGCCCCGUGAGGUCAACCGCCCAACCGUACACGCAAAUGGCACCCAGACGAGGGACGGCGAUUGCGGAUGGCUGCGGGAGUCGUGCCUCAGCAGCUGUGAGGACAAGGCCGACUACUGGAAGUUCAUCUGCCGGGAUGUCUGCAACACGUUUGUUCCCUGCUGAUCGGGCAUUAACGGCAUGAUGUGCUUAUCCGGAGGGGCGGCCGAUCAUUAUCCCUAUUCCACUUCUGCCUCGUGUUUCCAGAAUCAUGCUCUAUUUCCAACAGCUUAUUUCUGGCUGUUUAUUCUCUUUAUCGCAUUACUUGGUCAUUACGGCCCGGAUAUUUUAUCUUCAAAAUCCACAACACUAUUAGGGGAACCACACAGAUAUUAAUGCCACAGUCAUUGCUACAUUACCAGUUACUGCUACAUCACACCGCUUCUCUUCCUUCGCCUUCAUCGAUGCAUACGGUUGCAGGCAUACAGACCGCCCCAUGGUACAUCAGCACA